Hansenula anomala is the source of this 981-nucleotide messenger RNA. It is a transcript of the gene ABD1, whose product is annotated as mRNA (guanine-N7)-methyltransferase. Gene Ontology annotation, biological process: 7-methylguanosine mRNA capping. The record is from RefSeq and is a predicted model, not a curated record. The coding region runs from base 1 to 981 and encodes 326 amino acids. Gene Ontology annotation, cellular component: nucleus. Gene Ontology annotation, molecular function: mRNA 5'-cap (guanine-N7-)-methyltransferase activity. The transcript has a single exon. Lineage: Eukaryota; Fungi; Ascomycota; Saccharomycetes; Phaffomycetales; Wickerhamomycetaceae.
AUGGAGAGAGAAAGGGAAACUGUCGUAGAACAAAAGAUACAAGAAGAAAUAACUAGAAAGAAAGAAAACUUGGACCAAAUUGUCAGACAGCAUUAUAAUCAAAGAGCAUAUGUGUCCAAGCAUUCAAGAAGACACCUUUCUCCUAUUAUUAAAUUAAGAAAUUUCAACAAUGCCAUUAAGUACAUGCUUAUUGGAAACUUCUCGCAACCAGGCUGGAGAGCGUUGGACUUAGGGUGUGGUAAAGGUGGUGAUAUCAAUAAGUGGAGUAUGGCAAACAUCUCUGAAUAUAUUGGUAUAGAUAUCUCGAAUGCUUCGAUCGUGGAAGCCAUCAAACGUUACAAUAAUCUUCAGGCUGGAUUUGAGACAACUUUUAUUACAGGUGAUUGUUUUGGUCAACCAUUACCAUUCAUCCUAAAAGACUUUCCUCACAUUCAUUUACCAGUUGAUAUAGUGUCUAUGCAAUUUUGUAUGCACUACGCCUUUGAAACUGAAAUCAAAGCCAGAACCUUAUUGGAAAACGUUUCCCGUUCAUUGAGAGCUGGUGGUUAUUUCAUUGGUACCAUUCCUAGUUCAGAUUUCAUCACAGAAAAAGUUGCUAAAUUACCACCAGGUGAGAAGAAAUUUGGUAAUUCUAUUUACUCAGUAACAUUUGAAAAUGAUCCUCCACGCGACGGAAAUUUCCGUCCAGCAUUUGGUAACAUGUAUACAUACUUUUUGAGAGAUGCUAUUGAUAAUGUUCCAGAAUAUGUGGUCCCAUUUGAAGCUUUGAGAGCUUUGGCUGAAGAAUUUGAUUUGGAAUUAACCUACAAAAAGACUUUUUUGGAAAUGUUUAAGGAAGAGAUUCCUACAUGGUUUAGAAAAUUGAACCCAAGACUAGUGGAAGGUAUGAGAAGAACAGACGGAACGUAUGGUGUUGAAGGUGAUGAGUCUGAAGCUUCUGCAUUCUAUUUGGCGUUUGCUUUCCAAAAGGCAGCUUACUAG